This is a messenger RNA of Terrapene triunguis (Three-toed box turtle), 1344 nucleotides long. RefSeq names its product interferon-inducible GTPase 5-like. Gene Ontology annotation, molecular function: GTPase activity; GTP binding. The record is from RefSeq and is a predicted model, not a curated record. NCBI's taxonomy places the organism in Eukaryota, Metazoa, Chordata, Testudines, Emydidae. The coding region runs from base 1 to 1344 and encodes 447 amino acids. The transcript has a single exon. Gene Ontology annotation, cellular component: membrane.
AUGGCUGGGGUAGAUGCUAAAGAGCUUCCCAAGAUACCUGAAGAGGAUAUCGAAGCACUGAAAGCUGCUUUUGGGGAAGGAAACCUCACCGAAGCAUCUGUUAAAGUGAAAGAGGCUCUGGAGACGGCUGAUAAAAUCACUCUCAACAUUGCUGUCACGGGGGAGUCGGGCUCUGGAAAAUCGUCCUUUGUCAACGCCAUCCGGGGCCUGAAGGAUAGAGAUAAAGGUGCUACUGCGAUAGGGGUCACUGAAACGACAAUGAAGCUCCUUGAUUACUCACAUCCUAGCUACCCAAAUGUAACAGUCUGGGAUCUGCCAGGGAUCGGGACCCCAACAUUUAAACCACACACGUACCUCAAGGAGGUGGAGUUCAGUCGCUACGACUUUUUCAUCAUCAUCUCCUGCACCCGCUUCAUAUCCCACGACAUUCAACUCGCCCAGGAGAUCCAGAAACUGGGGAAGAAGUUUUACUUUGUGCGCUCCAAGGUGGAUCAGGAUUUGGCAAAUGAGAAAAAAAUGUAUGAUGAGGAGGGAAUCCUAGAGCAGAGCAAUGCCCCCACGAAUAGGCCACCUCCGUACAGUGAGAGUGCGAUCCUCGAUGUCAUCAGAGAGGACUGCAUCAAAGGCCUUAAAACAGGAGGGGUGGCCUCCCCACGGAUUUUUCUUGUAACUAGAUGGGACUUAGGCAAGUUCGAUUUUCCCAAAUUGCAGGAAACGCUAGUGAAUGAGCUCCCCAGUCACAAGAAACUCAUUCUCCUACGAUCCCUGUCCCAUGUUUCUAAAGAAACCUUGGAGAAGAAAAAAGAACAACUGCAAACGCAGAUAUGGCUGAAGAGUCUGGUGUCAUGCGGUAUCGCUGCUGUUCCUAUCCCUGGUCUCUCCACUGUUUGUGAUGUUGCCAUGCUGGUGACAUCCCUGAAAGGGUUCUGCAGGGAUUUCGGCCUUGAUGAAAAGUCUCUCUCUGCACUUUCUAAACGGACUAAGAUUCCCAUUGCAGAGCUGAAGGCCGUUAUAAAGUCCCCACUGAGUGAGGAAAUAACAAAAGAUCUUGUAAUUACGCUACUGACCAAGUGCGGAACUGGGGCAGUGCAAUACUCAACAAUUUUAUUAAAAUUUAUACCUGUGGUAGGUGCUGUGGUAGGUUCUGUGGCAGCUGCAGCAGUUGCUCUCCCUACCACAAAGAUCAUGUUGCAGAAUUUCCUGGAUGAUGUUGCUGCUGACGCUCUACGAGUUCUGGAGGUGGUUAUGAAGGGAGCCAUUUCGAACUCAGAGAUGCCACACAAAAAACACCCGCACCCCCUGAAAGGAAGAAAUGUCAACAUGUGGCUGAAAGGAUCAAAGUAA